CAAACAAAGUAGACACUUGUAAAUUUUAAGUUGAAUCUUCUCUGUCUCACCCUUUUGCGUGUGUGUACGGUGUGUCUGUGGCCACUAAUGUAGUAAAAGCAGAGUGCGUUGGUAAGGAAGAGCAGAAACAGAGAAAGAGGGAGAGAUCUUAUCCAUGGCAGCUAUUCCUAGUCUCCAAGCAAUUCAUCUCAAACUCGGGAGGCGUGGCAGCAUCCAAUGUGGGAUCUCGGAGCCGAGCGGAGAGCCAGCUCCUAUAGGGCAUAAGACUAGAUACAACGAUGGCUUAGCUGAGAGAGUGUUCAUGGGACUGUUCGCCAGAAAGAUGGACAAGUUUGGUGGCUCGAAGAAGAAGACUGAGGUGAAGGAGAAAGGGUUUUGGGACUACGACUACGAGAGCUUCGUUGAGGUUUCAAAGAGAGUGAUGCAAGGAAGAUCUAGGACACAGCAGCAAGAGGUUGUGAGAGAGGUUCUUCUCUCCAUGCUUCCUCCUGGCGCUCCUGAACAGUUUAGAAAGCUCUUCCCACCGACGAAAUGGGCUGCGGAGUUCAAUGCAGCUCUUACGGUGCCUUUCUUUCAUUGGUUGGUUGGUCCUUCUCAGGUCAUAGAAGUGGAAGUGAAUGGUGUGAAACAGAGAAGCGGCGUUCGUAUAAAGAAAUGCAGGUACCUGGAGAACAGUGGGUGUGUAGGAAUGUGUGUGAAUAUGUGUAAGAUCCCAACACAAGAUUUCUUUACCAAUGAGUUUGGCCUCCCACUCACCAUGAACCCAAAUUUUGAGGAUAUGAGUUGCGAGAUGAUAUAUGGGCAAGCGCCUCCUGCCUUUGAGGAUGAUCCAGCCACCAAAAAUCCUUGUCUAGCAGACAUAUGUUCUAUGUCCAAUCCAAGCUCGCCAAUCUGCCCUAAACUACAAGCAUGAAAGGGACUGGAUCAGCCAGAUGUGUUAUUUACAAGAGAUAUACAUUUACAUACUUUUUUUACAAACACAUACAGAUAAAAGUCAACAAUGUAUAGAGUCUUGAUACUAGUUAGUAUUCUGUGUUACUAUUCUAGUUGAGUUGUGAAAGUUUAUGAUAUACAUAC
Raphanus sativus (radish) is the source of this 1077-nucleotide messenger RNA. RefSeq names its product beta-carotene isomerase D27, chloroplastic. The transcript is spliced from 4 exons. Gene Ontology annotation, molecular function: iron ion binding. The record is from RefSeq and is a predicted model, not a curated record. The coding region runs from base 155 to 913 and encodes 252 amino acids. NCBI's taxonomy places the organism in Eukaryota, Viridiplantae, Streptophyta, Magnoliopsida, Brassicales, Brassicaceae.